Messenger RNA from Eublepharis macularius, 2473 nucleotides. RefSeq names its product leucine rich repeat containing 74B (gene LRRC74B). Gene Ontology annotation, molecular function: protein binding. Bases 13 to 1305 code for a protein of 430 amino acids. The record is from RefSeq and is a predicted model, not a curated record. The transcript has 10 exons. Lineage: Eukaryota; Metazoa; Chordata; Lepidosauria; Squamata; Eublepharidae.
UAAGCCGCCCAAAUGCCGAGGCUGCCUCUGUCGCCGGUGCCAGAGCAAGAGAACGACGUCGGGGGUCAGCCGCCCGGCCGCGGCUUUUCUUUCGAUGCCAGUCCGAGCAGCAGCGGCAGCUCCUCAGACUCAGAGGCAGGAGGAAAGGCUAGUCCGAGAUCUGUUGCUGAACCCCAGGAAAAUGAAAGCUUGCAUGUGGAGAACACUGAAGAUGAUUCAGAAGAGAGGGGAUGUGAAGAGGAGGUGAAGGAAGAUGUUGAAAGUGAGGAAGAGUGGGAUACAGACCUGGAAACAGAAGAUUCUAAGAAGGUUUAUGAUCCAACAGGAAAAGCCAAAUACCUUGACAUCUGCCAAGCAUAUGGUGUCACCCCCGUCUCUUAUUUUAUACGGCACAUGAAGGAUUCUGAGCUGUGUCUGAUGCACCGUGGCCUCGGCCCAAAGGGGGCCAAAGCUGUGGCUCUUUCCCUGGCAAGCAAUACAUCUGUUGUGAAAUUAAACCUAAGGGACAAUUGGCUGAAUGGAGAUGGGACAACUGCUGUGGCAGAGAUGUUAAAGGAAAAUUGCUACAUUUCAGAUGUUGAUUUAUCUGAGAACAGGCUGGGGGCUGAAGGGGCCAAGGCCUUGUCUGCUAUGCUUCAGGAAAAUACCACGCUUGUCACCCUGAAACUCUCGGGAAAUGAAUUAAACGAUCAGGCGGCCAAAUAUCUUGCCAGCGCCCUCUUGACCAACAAUAAAGUGAAAUCUCUUGAUCUGAGUCAUAACUCCCUUGGGGAGUCAGCAGGGGAGGAGCUUGGAGCAGCUAUUGCAGAAAAUGCAGGCAUGAAAGAGCUCGAUCUCAGCUGGAACUGCUUCCGAGGCCAAGGAGCGGUUGCUGUUGCCAAAGGUUUGGGGGCCAACAUAUUCCUUCGGGUGUUGGAUCUCUCCUACAAUGGCUUUGGCAACAAGGGAGCUGCUGCCCUGGGUGAGGCCCUGAAAAUCAAUAAUGUGCUAGAAGAACUUUAUGUUGGCAAUAAUCGCAUUUCACUGGAAGGAGCUCUUUGCCUUGCUUUGGGCCUGAAAGAAAACAAGACUCUAAAGAGCCUCAGUAUGGUCAGAAACCCCAUACAGAGUGAAGGCUGCAUUAGGAUUCUGAAAGCUAUCCAAGCAAAUCUUGGUGCCGUCUUAGAAGUCCUGGAUUUUUCAGAGAUUGUAUUGAAGCAGGACUUUACAAGCCUCUGUGACGCUGUCCAAGAAACCUUUCCAGGCCUUCAGAUCAAAUACGAUGGGACCAGACUUUCAUUCAGAGCAGACCAAUCCAAGGUGUAAAUCCCCUCUUGGGGUCAUGGAGGGCAAAAGUGUUGCUUAAAUGUCAUGUGAGAAGUCUCCAUGCCUCUUAGCCACUCACACCCCACUGUUACCUCUGGUCAACCAGGUCUUGCAGGUUUUUAGUGUAUUGGAAAACUGCAAAAUCUGUUGGGGCAGAGACGACAGCCACUCAAGAGAUACAAUACCUGAGUCAUCUGUCUACAUCCAGACAGUGCUCUCAUUCAGAGCCUUUAGUGCUCUAAAUGAACCAUUGUCAUCUGUCAACAUCCAAACAGUGUUAGAAACCCCUCCGGUACAUAGACCCUCCCCCACCUAACAAAAUCCCCAAUUGGAAAAAAAGGUAGGGAGAGAGGGGGAGACACUUCUCCUUCAUACAUUUCACUGAUGCUUUACUAAGGACUACAUGGCACACUACAUGAGAGACAGGUGAUCAGCUCUCCUGAUGUUUUCUUUACCACUAAAAAGUACGAGAGGAGAGGAUUUGGAUUGGGGCCAUGGCUUUGGGGGACGAGAGUUAAAGGCUUGGCCUUAAAAAAAAAACCGACAUGGCUAAUUGCAGCUUUGGACUGGGAGAGUUAAUUGGGGGUGGGGGGAAUUCAAAAUUGGUCGCGUGCAGUUUUCUUCAUACACACCAUAAGUUAUUAUUGACACCACCUUGUGCUCAUGUGGUGAUGCCAAAAAUAAUAUGCCCUAUUAUUUGAAAGAGGAAAGGAUCAUGCUAAAAAUUUCAAGGAAUCUUGGGAUGGCAUCUGGGUGAUGGAAACCCUAAACAAAGAGUUUCGCUUGGGCAACAGCAAGGGGACAUGAGGGACAUUGCAAAUGUGGCUAGAACAGUCUGUGGGCCAAGGAAAUGUUCAUUUACACAACAGCAAUGUCUUAUCUGGCUAGGCCCUUGGGGAAAGUCCAUGGUAGCAAGAGCAAUUGCAAGAGGAUAGUGCUUUGGUAUAUUUUUGUUAGGUUUCCUGAGAAAAGCUUGAAUGCUAAGUGGCCCAGCAGAGUCCCUGAUCUUCCCUUUCUGAUUUGCUGCUGUGAAUGAUGGGAGGGGAGUCCAUAAUCAUGUCAUCUCCAAAUGUUGUUGUAUGCUUCUUAUGAGAAGUGGUCUGUCUUGGUUUUAUGCAUAUAUUGUGAUGGAAUUGAUCAUAAGCAAUAAAGUAACUGUCUGAUUCUC